Paracoccidioides lutzii Pb01 is the source of this 1605-nucleotide messenger RNA. RefSeq lists its product as hypothetical. The coding region runs from base 1 to 1605 and encodes 534 amino acids. The transcript has a single exon. Gene Ontology annotation, biological process: chromosome segregation; CENP-A containing chromatin assembly. The record is from RefSeq and is a predicted model, not a curated record.
AUGGCCCGACGCGCAGCCGUUCGCGCCCCAACUGCUGCAAGCCUCCACGACAGUCUCCUUAUUCCCUCCACAACCCUUUCGCUCGUAAAGACACUUGGAAGGCUAUCCCGAUCCUCGUUGCUCGACCUGGUCCUCCAAUGGCUACAUGACAAGAAUGUCAAGUCAUUUCCCCCGUACCUUGGCCCACACAGCGUGGCCAAUUUCCAAGUGCACGAGGAAGAGUUCAACUCCUACCCUCCAGCCAACUCUGUUGAGGAAUUGAGGGGUAUAUAUGAGGAUCUUCGGGACCGAAAGGGCGGGAAGAGGGAAGUGAUUGACCGCAUACUUGAGGGGGAUUGGAGACAUGGUAUAUCGCUCCGUCAGCUUGCUAUGGUGGACAUGCGAUAUAUUGAGGAUCACCCUGUCGGACAACGAUGGACAGCCCUGCAAUUAGUCCCCGUCAAUGCUGAAUCUCCUCAGUCAAUACCAGGUGGAGAUAUUUCAACAUCUCUCCCCCAAUUCCACGCGUCGACGUUCCUCAGAUCCAUACAGCGCGAAAUAUCCCCGCUAGUAAAAGCUCAUUACCAUCUAUACCGUUCAAAGACACUUCCAUUGACAUUCGUGCGCAUUUUCGUCAUCGACUCCCCAUACCAACGACCACGACAGUCCCCAUAUGUCUUCACGGACUCGUCGAGAAUAAUAUAUCUCGCGUUCCCUGAUAGUACUCCGUAUAUAUAUUCUUCCCAUCUCUCCUACUCAUCCCUUGCGGACACCAAGACUCCUUCCGCGACAUUAUCUAAUACCUUGACUACGGAUACACGCACCCUUCGCAGAUUCGUCAAGGAUGCGAUACCAAAUGCACUCUCUCGACCCCAGCAACGGUAUAACCUCAAACCAACUUCCCUGACCUCCAAGAGCCUUCACACCCUUCUCUCCCUGCGUGGGCCAGGUAGAACGAACGCUGCCAACGGCGCAUUUACCGUCUUUGCCGAUGCGGUGAUUGAGGGCCGUCCGCUUGAUCCACGUCUGCCGCAAUCUCUUGCUCCAGGAAACUAUGACAAUGUCCAAGAAUACGCUGAAAGCAGGAAGGAAAAUAUACCGUUUCCACAGCUUGGUAAAUUGGAUAAUGCACAUACUCCCCCCGGAAAGAAAAAGACACCAUUCCAAGAAUCAACAACAACAGAUCCAGAGGCCGAACAGAUAGCAAAGAAGAGGAAAUUGGCUGUCAAUUCUCGAUUCGGGACCGCUGGUAAACAACAAAUGACAAUACUCCCCAUCCCCCAAAUUACGAAACCAAAUAGCGAACCUCAAAUACCUGUUUCUGUCCUACUCCCAGUCCCAGCUCUUGACCGUCUAGAAAUUCAUCUCCAAGAUCCUCCCGUCCCUUCCAACUCGCAUGACGAGGAUGGCGAAGGAGACGACGAGGAAGACGGCGGCAUUGAGGAUAAGCCGUCAACCCUCUCUCUGACCUUUUCUGGUUCCAAUGUCAUCGCCGGCCUCCGUCAACUGGCGGAGCUAGACGUGGUUGACCCCGCGCGAAUGCCGAGUUGGAUGACGGGUGAGGACGCUGUGAGCGUGGCGGUUGUGAAGGCGGGUAGGAGGUGUAGGAGUAGGGAAGGGGGUUAG